UGAACGUAUGUGUGUUUCGUUCAAAAAAAAAACUUUAAUUUUUUUUUUACGAUCAUUUUCGUCUGAAAAUCUGUGAAAAAUAAACCUUUUCUAAUUUGACGAACAUAAUUUUUUUGUUAUCUUUAAUUUUCUUGUGGUUUUUUUUUGUUGUGUAUGUUAUUAUGUUGUAAAUGUAUGUUUAUGUGUAUCAGUUUUAUGAGUGUGUCGUCUGUCAAUUGUCUUAGGACAUUGGCAUAAGAAAAAAUAAAUAUAAAUGCAAGUGAAUAAAAGACCACAUCAGGAAAACGGUGUUUUGAAAAUUACAUUAAAUUUUUUUAAAGAUUUUUUAUUUUUAUAUUUGAAAUUCGCAUUCUACGCUGUGAUUGUUUAUUUAUUUUUCUAUUUUUACGAUUAUUAUUUCGGCUAGUGGUGAUUUAAGUUUUUUUUUUAAUUUUUGUGUUAUUUUAGAAAUGUGAAGUGACAGAAUUUGAUGUGUAGUGAAUAAAUGUGAUAAAUUUUUUUUUUUGACAUUUUCACUGGGUUUUUCACUGCGGCAGCGGAUUUUGGUCAAGUUGCCACGAUGAAGAGAUCCCGUCACCGAUGGCUGGGUUUCACUGGAAUAUGUGUAAUGUUGGUCAUCGCGUCUCUUCCAUCCACUUCAGCAGUCCGAGCUACGUCAUUGAUCUUCGCGAAGACCACCAGCACGACCGCGUCUCCUGAGGAGUUGACGGCAGACGAUGAAGUGCAGACCGAGGCGACGCCCGAAGGGGAAUCAACAAAUUCCACUUCGAAACUGUCUGGAAUCCCACAAAUUGACUACAUCUACGACCCGAACCUGCCUCGGGAGCUGAACGGUUACAACCUAUCGGAGUACCCCUUCUACGAGGCAGUACCACCGCCGGAGACCAUGGACUUCAAGUGCGAUGGUCUACAUGAUGGGUUCUACGCGUCUGUACCCCACAAAUGUCAGGUGUAUCAUCACUGCCUCUUCGGCACCAGGUAUGACUUCCUCUGCGCGAAUUACACCGCAUUCGAUCAGAAGACGUUCAUCUGCCACUUCGUGUCUGAAGUGGACUGUAAGAACUCCCCCAAUUAUUAUAACAGGAACGAAGCCUUGUACAAAGCGACAACGCAAGCCCCCCCACCCCCACCGCCGACUACUACUACUACAACUACUACAACGCGACCACCCCGCGCGGGGGGUCGCCGCCGGCCCUAUCACAGAUACGAGUAUUAUGAUGAUGAUUAUUACGACGCAAGAGAUGAUUACGAUUACGGCAGUAGAAGACGACCACGGCCAGGUAGACCAGGGAAGAGGCGGCCUCAUGAUGAUUAUGAUGAUGACAGGUACGAGAGACGUCCAAGACCUAGAGAUGAGCCAGCCGACGAGGAUUACGAAGACAGAAGACCAUAUCACAGACCAGGCAAAAGACCGUACAAUGAACAAAGAAGACCGUACGACGACGAUGAAGACAGAAGAACAUAUAGACCUGGCAGUCGAAGGCAAAGACCGAGAGACGAAGACGAUGAAAGAUACAGAGAUGAAGAUGAAAGACCUAGAGCAGGACAGAGAGAUCAAAAAAGAGAAGACGCUAGACCAAGACCUAACAAGUUUAGGCCUAGAGAUGAAAUCAAACCUAGGGACGAGAUACGACCAAGGGAUGAGGUGAAAGCUGAUGAUAAACCAAGAGAAGAAAUCAGGCCGAGAGAUGAGAAACGAACCCGGGAUGAUCCUAGAGAUAGGCCUACAUUUAGAUCUCGCGAUGAAGGGAAACCUCGUGAUGAGAUUCGCCCCAGGGAUGAAAUUAAACCGAGAGAUGAAAGAAGACCUUCUAGGGAUGAAACUACAGCUCCUGAAAAGUCUAGUAGGCCAAGAGAUGACAGAUAUCAGUCAAAUGAAGGCAGAAGACACAGAGAAGAGAGACCUUAUAGGCGUGAAGAACGACCCUAUAAUGAUAGGAAUUACGAUGAAGAUAGAAACGUUGAGGAAAAAAGAGAAGUCCCAACUGCACCUGAAGGCCAAGGUCUAGUCAAACCAAACGGUCACGGAAUUUUCAGUAAGCCAAGAAUGCCCCCGAAAAUAAAGCGGCCAGUGCCGGAGAACGUUAAAAAUAAAUACGAAUAUGUGACUGUUACCACUACUAAAGCUCCACCCAAGGUUGAUGAUGAAUACUAUGAUGAUUAUGAAGAAGAAGAUACUAGAAGGCCGUCGUCAUCAGGGAAAUCCAGUUCAGUUCAGCAAAGGCCUAGGGAGCCGAUGGAAAAGGAAAAGUUCAAGCCUACAAGACCACACGCUCCGGCGAGCUACAAAGACAGAAGAAAUAAGAAGCCUUCGGGCUAUGACGAUGAAUAUUACGAUACAGAAUGGAAAGACCGAAGACCUAGUCCAAAACCUCUGAAAUCUCUGCCCGUCAGAGAAGCUAUGGACGAUUAUUAUUAUGAUUACGAUGAUAAAAAGGACAAUAGAAAAAUAAUUCCCAAAGAAGAAGAUGCACCAACGAAAGGUAGACAGAUGGUGAGAGUAAUUAAACGUCCUUUUUUACCGUCUAGGGGUGGCAGCCCUUACUUGCCUAGGGGCUUACAGCCAGUCGCUGGCAAAGACAUGACUGUUCCCCCAAAUACCACCCCUAAACCUACCACCACUACUACGACAACAACCACUACUACUACGACUACCACUACUCCUCCACCCCCUCCUCCAACUACUACAACAACCACAACAACAACAACCCAACAAUCUACAACUUCACACACAACAGAACCACCAACAACACAACAUCUAAAAAUUCCAGAAGAUGAGUACGAAUAUUACGAUGAAGAUGAUAUAGAAUACGAAGGCAAAGACAAGAAAGAGACAACAACACAUCUGUCAGCACCAACCACAACCGAGGAAGAAGUCAAAACGAAUGAACCCGAAACAACGACAGUUCAACUAACAACGCCUGAAGAACAAGCUAAAUCAUUAGCAACGAAAGUUUUAAGAGUUUACAAUGACAAUUACGAAGCUAUCAGAGAAAAAUUGGAAUCAACAUUAUCGCCGGGAGAUUAUAUCAAACCUUACCUAAAUUUCAACGCUCAUGUAGCCACAGAAGCACCGGCGAAGCAUAUUAUAGCACCAAAACCAGAAAUAUCCAAACCUUACACGGCUACAGGAAAACCGGUCAUCCCAGAAAACAUUUCGAUCAAACACAAUUUAGCGGAUUCCAUUGAAAACGAAUAUGACGUUCGACUAAACGAGGCUAUAACACCAAAUUUGCCGAACGUCAACAUAAGAGUUCCUAGUGGAUUCGUACCAUCGAAUAGGGACUAUACUUAUUCCAGAUUUAGAAAUAACUUCGCCCCGGCCGAGCCGCAGUACGCGGCGUCGGAAUUAUCAAAUUAUCAGGUUAGGAAGCGUCCACAGGUGUCUGGAGUUAGUCUCAGGACACCUAACUCCUUUUAUUUACAGCCUCAGAGAGCGGUGUCUUACGAAGAUGGCGCCCAGAGGUAUCCAAGACAGCUGGUCUACAGACAGGUUGUAGGUAACUUCUUCUAAUUGUGAUUGUGGUAACCUUUGAGAGAAUUGGGCUAUGAAAACCUGUAGUGUAUGUUUCUGUGAACUCUUAUAUAUAUAUAAAGCUGUGCCCGCGAUUUCGCCCGCGUGGAAUAGUUAUUUUGGGCAUCAUUGAAGCCCUCAAGGAUGAAUAAUUUUCACGGUUUUUUUUUUCAUAUUUUCCAUUAUUUCUUUGCUCUUUGUAGUUGCAGUGUGAUGUUAUAUAGGCUAAAGCCUUCCUCGAUAAAUGGUCUAUUCGACGCAAAAAUAAUUUUUCAAUUCGAACCAGCAGUUCCUGAGAUUAGCGCGUUCAAACAAACAAACAACAUCAGCUUUAUAAUAUUAGUAUAGAUUGGCUCAAGAAUAGUAAGCACAUCGAAGUGAUAUUUUAAAUUCAAUCUUGUUUCAACUAUUUUACAUUUUAUUUGCAAUGUACGAGUAAAUUAUAAAAAUUAAAUUAAUUGAAAAAAUUAUAUAAUGUAAAAAAAGUUCUUUUUUUUUUCAAUAUAAAGUUUAAUAAUAAUUAAUUUGUUAUUUACUUUAACUGUUCUAUUCGUCUUAGAUAUAAAACAGCAAUCUCUCAACAAAAACUAUUUUAUUUUAAAAACAUACGUUACAGGUUUUUGUUGAAAUUAGUUUUUAAUAAAUUCGGAUCAAAAAUUUGUAAAAUAUUAUUUAAGGUCAAAAUCUUAGACAAUUAAUUAAAAUAAUAAAAAAGAAUAUUGCUUUUUAAUGUGUGCAAUAAACGGCCAAUUCUUAAUAUUAUAUUAGAAACAAUUUUAUGAUUAUUUGUUAAGUAAACAUUUUUUCAGAAGGCGUAUAUCUUUUUUAAAAUAAAGAAACAUUAUACAAAAUCAAUUUGAACCAGCAAGAAAGUUAGUUCUUGAUUUCAGUUAUAAAAAACUAACUUAAAAAAAACAAAUAAUUAAAAUAAGAAUAAGUGAGAUUUUUAAAAAUUGUAUUUAAAAUCCAUGUUUUAUUAUUUUUAUAUAUAUAUAAUACCUAUAUCAUUAUCUGCACAACUUAAUUCAAUAAAUGGAUUUUUGAUAAAAUGUUUUAAAUUUAUGUAUUAUCUUUUUCAAUUUCUUUCGCUAAGACACUGCCAAUUUUUAGAAUAAUAUUACUUUUUUGAUACGAAAAAAUACUCUAGUUACCUUAUUGUAAGUGUUUUUUUUUCAAAGGUUACCUGUCAACUAUGGUUGGUGAUUUUUUUUUUUAUGAAAUCUAUAUAAUGUAUAUGAAAUUCUCGUGUCACAAUGUUCGUUCAUCGUUCUGCUCCGAAACGGUUUGACAGUAUAGAGUAGGUCUGAGAAUCGGCCAACAUCUAUUUUUCAUACCCCUUAGUGAUUAGGGUUGUCCACCCUUAACAUUUUUUUAACUAGAAAUCAUUUAUAUGGCAAAACAACGUUUGCCGGGACAGCUAGUAAAACUUUAAUUUUUUAAUAGAAUCUAGGAAAGAAACCAAGUAAAUAUCACCAAAAUUUUAAUAUAAUUUAAAUAUUUGUUUUGACAGUAAAUUAUAUUAUAAAUAUCUUAUUUAUUUAAAUUAAAUACAAUUUUACCAACCAUACGCGAAAAAAAAUGACUGUAAAUUACGAAAAUUAUGCAAUUGUAAAUGUUAUUUUGUAAAAUUUAAUUUU
Molecule: messenger RNA, 5151 nt
Organism: Amyelois transitella
Lineage: Eukaryota; Metazoa; Arthropoda; Insecta; Lepidoptera; Pyralidae
Product: fibronectin type III domain-containing protein 1
Exons: 9
Coding region: 560-3514 (984 amino acids)
Cellular component (GO): extracellular region
Molecular function (GO): chitin binding
Source: RefSeq, a predicted model, not a curated record